Molecule: messenger RNA, 474 nt
Organism: Aureobasidium vineae
Lineage: Eukaryota; Fungi; Ascomycota; Dothideomycetes; Dothideales; Saccotheciaceae
Source: the annotation of a GenBank genome assembly
AUGCUUUCAACCACAUCAUACAUUUUCUCCAACGACACCGACGCUACAAACUUCCGUCGUGUAGUCAGGAGACAAGUUGCACACAGAGUCGAACACGCAGUCCCCGGCUCUGGAGCCAGUGCCCAAGAGGUUCAGAGAGCAUAUCUCGCAUACAUGCGCUCUCAACAACAAACCCGAGGCCUUGAGACCGAUGCCGCAGAACAGCAAGAAGUUACUCCUCCACCAGCAUACUCUGAGACCACAAACGAUGAGGUUCUGCCACCAUACUCUGCAGCAACGGUCAGCGAGCCACACCACCAACAUUCGCCAACCGCGCAGUUGGGUUCUUUGCUCUAUAGCAAUAUCUGUUCUCAACCUCGACCACCUAGAUACGAAGAAAGCGUUCACCCACCACCAUACUACCAACAGCUUGCUUCUACUUCAGCACCUCCACCACACUCAUCGCAGCUUCCUCAUCAAACCAUCAACGCAUAA